AUGAAUGGGGAGCAGGUUUCCAGUCUUCCAUUUCAGAGAGUGGUUGCUGUUGCUGGAAACGUUUCUUCUGAGGAUUUGGGGAUAGUGGACCUCCAUUUGAAGGAAGAAAUCCUCAAGGAAACCGACUUGGUUCUUAAUUUUGCAGCCAUCACCAAAUUUGAUGAAAGGUACGAUGUGGCACUUGGGACGAAUACUUUUGGAGCUCUGCACGUGCUCAACUUCUCCAAGAAAUGUGCCAAAAUCAAGUUGCUUAUCCAAGUCCCAACUGCGUAUGUGUAUGGGGAAGAGCGGGGGAUUCUCAUGGAGAAGCCCCUGAUCCUGGGAAAAGCCGCUAGAUCAGGAAGAACCAACAUGGACAUAUUGAGUGGUGAAAUCGAGCUUGCCCAAAAACGACUGCACCAACUGCAUUCCCAAAAUCGCACCGACGAGGAAAUUGACACUGGAAUGAAAAAUCUCGGCCUCGAAAGGGCUGGUUACUAUGGGUGGCCUAACACCUACACAUUUACAAAAGCAAUGGCGGAGAUGGUCAUGGUGGAGUCCAAAGGAGACCUCCCUCUUGUCAUCAUAAGGCCAACAAUGGUGACGAGUACCCUUAAAGACCCAUUCCCUGGUUGGUUGGAAGGUGUUAGGACGCUUGACGGAUUUAUUGUGAGCUAUGCCAGAGGAAGACUGAAGUGCAUCGUCCAUAGACCAGAUGUCAUUCUUGAUUUGAUACCAGCUGACAUAGUUGUGGAUGCAACUAUUGGAAUAACUGCUAUGGCACUUGCAAAACAGCAUGUGGAUCUGGUUUACCAUUUGGGCUCUUCAUCGAAAAACCCAAUAAGACUGCCAGAGAUCCACAGGUUGAGCAAGGCUUUCUUUGCUAAAGAUCCAUGGAAAAAUCGCCAAGGAAAGCCCGUAAAAGCUGGUAAAGUCACCACGUUCAGUUCUCAAGAUCGUCAACCCGCGGGUUGA
Linum tenue is the source of this 954-nucleotide messenger RNA. The record is from the annotation of a GenBank genome assembly. Lineage: Eukaryota; Viridiplantae; Streptophyta; Magnoliopsida; Malpighiales; Linaceae.